GAUAAGGUACAUCACUUUUGCGAAAAUCGUCAAUUAAUGAGGCUCGAUUAUCCGAAUCGACUCUCUCAUCUUAUAUGCCCAAUACCUAAAAAAGCACAUAAAGGAAAUAUAAUCGCCAUGUAUGCUCUCACAUUAACAGCGGAGCUCAACGGGGUGACCGACCUCCGACCUAAGGAUACCGCCGAAAGCCCGUUCUGGUAUACCUUCACGGUCCAGUGUACAUCGUGUCGGGAGACACACGGGAACCCGGUUGCGGUUAGCAGAUUUGAGACGAAUGAGUUGAGUGGGAGUAGGGGAGAGGCGAACUUCGUGUGGAAGUGCAAGAAUUGCAAGCGAGAGUCUUCCUGCUCGAUAAAAACCGGACCUAAGCCCUACGCUCAAGGCGAGCCUCCUAAGAAGCAGUCUAUCAUCGAGUUCGACUGCCGAGGUUUAGAGUUUACCGACUUCACCCCCGAGGGAGAAUGGCUGGCAGAUGGUAUCGAGUCAAACACCAAGUUUGAAGGAAUCGAUCUACAGGAAGGCGAGUGGUAUGAAUAUGAUGAGAAGGCCAAUGAUGAAGUUAGCAUCAAAGACCUGAAGUGGGAGAUCAAGAGGGCUUGAACAUAAUUAUUAUUGUUAUUAUUAUUGAUUUAGAUUAAUAGCUUAACUCUCGGACGCACGAAUGAAUUGACUUGGGGUGAAGACAUGACAUAGUGGUCUUUGUACUCUCUAAUACAUUGCAGCUGCUACCGUGAAAUUUGCAUGCAAGUUGAUCACUUAC
Molecule: messenger RNA, 760 nt
Organism: Daldinia caldariorum
Lineage: Eukaryota; Fungi; Ascomycota; Sordariomycetes; Xylariales; Hypoxylaceae
Product: DUF866-domain-containing protein
Exons: 5
Coding region: 37-600 (187 amino acids)
Molecular function (GO): zinc ion binding
Source: RefSeq, a predicted model, not a curated record